Molecule: messenger RNA, 2853 nt
Organism: Megalobrama amblycephala (Wuchang bream)
Lineage: Eukaryota; Metazoa; Chordata; Actinopteri; Cypriniformes; Xenocyprididae
Exons: 6
Coding region: 102-704 (200 amino acids)
Source: RefSeq, a predicted model, not a curated record
CAGGAAAUAUUAGUUUGGACUGUUUACUUACAGUGAGGACUGUACACAAUACACAUUGCUAGCUUUUGUGUUACUGAAGUAUACUUGGGCUUUGACAAAAGAUGAUCACAAAAGCCUUGAUCUUCAUCGCUACAGUCUCUGUGCACGUUGCUGGGUCGACAUUGGAGGCAACGGAUGGACAAGAUAUUGCCAUACCCUUCGGAACUGUUAAACUGGAGAGAGUCGAAGAAGUGAAAGUAAUUUUUGCGGGAGAAGACCAGAAAAAAUCUUUAAUUGCCAUAUACUGUUCCCAUGUUUACGUUGUUCCCAGCUGUACACCUGUGAAAACGCAUGGAGUCUCUCUGCAAGUUGAAGAAAGAAAUGUGUCCUUGAUUCUUCAACAUGUCAACAUCUCCAGAUCAGGGCAUUAUAAAGCACAAGCCUUCUGUGGAAAGGACGUGGAUGAGGCCACUGCCACACUUGUGGUCAACAAAGCAUCAUUUCCUUCCAGUAGAGCACCAACACACACCUCCACCUUGAAACCUCCAGACUCCUCUGAACAUCAAGGGUUAUUAACAGCUGCAGUCAUUGUCAUCAUCAUCAUCAUCAUCAUCAUCACCUUGGUGUUUUGCUUCUUCUGUAAAUGGAGGAGGAUACUGUGUUUUAAAAAAAGAGACUUGGAAAGCAAUAGCAGUGAUUGUUUAGCAGUCUCCAUGAACGGUUGAGGAGAAAACGCUGAAGCUCUGCUCACAGAUAUCUGAGUGUUUUAAAACACUAAAUUAUGUUACAAAUGCAUUCAAUCUGUCAGUCCAAAUUUGAGUUUUGUGCAUAUCUGAUAUUAGAAUCCAUAGUAAGUGUGAGUGGCAAAAAAAAUCACAAAAAUCCAUUUCAAGCAACUUUAUUGUGGUUUAAAAUCCUAUUCCAGUUCUCAUCUCUAGAAAUCCAUUUGUCUGACCGCUCUGAUUGUAUUUCAUUAAUCUUUUUGCCCUAAAUAUCACUUUCGCCAUGUAAAUUUUAAACAUCUAAUGUCUUUGUCAGGACAACAUCAGUGAUGAAAACUCUGGUGUUGAUUUUUAGCCACUUACACCAAUGCAGGUAUUCCAGAAAAUGAAAGACAAUCAUUAGAUCAAUGUUCUCAGAACUGGUGCUUCAAUAUAGGGCUGCACAAUAUCGUUUUAGCAUUGAUAUCGUGAUGUGCACAUCCACGAUAAUCACAUCGCAGAAUGUACGAUCUGUGAUCCAUACCGACCAGCUGCUCCCAGGAUUGAAAUGUGAUUCGCGGAUUAAUUGCACGUGUUUUUAAGUCCGAGUCAGGCAUUGAGCACAAGAACAACACUGGAAUUGCGUGCUGUUUUAAAUUAGUUAUAGUAGUUAUAUUAGUUAUAUUUCAUUUAUACAGUUAUACAUUUGAUUAUUCAAUUUCUGUAUCUGAGUACUGUUAGAUUUACCUGAAAUAUAAAGCACUGCUUAUUUCAUUUGUAUCUUUCUUCUAUUGUAUUUAUCUAUGCUUGUAAUUUAUUAUUUUCUAUGCAGAUUCACUCCACCUACAAAAUCAUCCUAGAAUUAUUAUUUAUGAACAGAGCUAUUCAAAUCAUCUGGUGAAAUAGUUUCAUAUUGCAAUUUAUAUUGCAGAAAAACAAAAUAUCACAAUGUACAUUUUUUUUUUCCAAUAUCGUGCAGCCUUUCUUCAAUACCUAGUCAAUCACGUAAGCUUUUGAAAUGUAAGCUUUAAUCUAUGCAAACCAAACGGUCACUUUACGUUAAUGUUUUGGGUUCUGUGUUCACUAAUAAAGAUUUAACUGUAGAUACAGCUGUCACACACUCACCUCUGACCUGUUUCCAUCGCCUCUCAUACCAGGAUAUUUCCUCUUGAAUGAUCCAAAGUAGUAAAUUUAAAAGAAGAAGAAGUAAUUUUUACUGGGACAUGUUUCACUCUGCAACAUGUGAACUAAAAUGAUUUCAAGUUCAUUUAUUUAUUAGACAUGUGAUCUUGUAUUGUAGUGUGAUAAUGAGCAGUGAUGACAUAACGUGUGUUUAAUAUAUAGAUACAUUUCUAUGGAGGACCCAAUUACUUCAAAUAAAAUAAUUCAAUAAUUCAAUAAAACAACAACAACAAAAACACUGCACACUGUCUGUUGAUUGGCACUUGUGAAAUGUCCUCUAUUAUUAUGAAAAGAAUCUUUAGAAAUACAUGAUUUGUCAAGUGUCAUUUGUAAAUUCAGCAUAUUAUUAUGACAAAACAACUUUUUAAAAAAGCACAUUUAAUUAUGGGUGAAAGAAAUAUUUAAACAAUAAUAGUGUGUGAAAGAGGAUACUGUGAAAUAUAUUCAACAGUAAUAUUUAGCCUAAAUGUUUUCUUGUAAACACAAGAUGGCGAUAUAAUCUUUUAAACCACCACUAUCAUAUUGGGUGGGUGUGUCUCAGUCAGCUCCAUACAUAAUUCAGUAGUCAGGCCACAUUAAUUACAUGAUACUGAUUCACGACAUAAGGAGAUGAUACAGACUUCCCUCAAAACUUGAUGUGAAUGCUUAACUGUAAGGACAUCCUUUAGUGCACUCCAUUUGCAUCACACGAGCAAUGCAGAACUCCAAUACAGAUUCAGGGUCUGCAGUCACGUGUGUUUGUCCAUCAGUGUUCAGCUGUCUGUCUGCUGUCUGGAGGAUGAUGACUUCUGUUUGUUCCUCUGAGGAAAUGGAUCAUCAGUCUCUGGAUGUUCCUCUCUCUGUAGAGGAGACCCGAUCAGAACCGGCCCAGAGUUCAGUGCGGCCAUGUUCAUUCACAGGAGGAUGAGUGUGAGCGAUGAAGAUGAAGAGCAGCAGGUUUAAGAGUCGAGACACAGAAGAAUGAAUUUAUUUUUAUAGACUUUGUAUUAAA